Messenger RNA from Diuraphis noxia (Russian wheat aphid), 1339 nucleotides. RefSeq names its product legumain-like. Gene Ontology annotation, molecular function: cysteine-type endopeptidase activity. Lineage: Eukaryota; Metazoa; Arthropoda; Insecta; Hemiptera; Aphididae. Gene Ontology annotation, biological process: vacuolar protein processing. The record is from RefSeq and is a predicted model, not a curated record.
AUGUCGAGUUAUCAAAAACUUUUAAAAAGAGUUUUUAAUUUGGUAUUAUUAGCRUUAUUUGUUAUUGGAUCUUUUGCUGCACACGAACCGAAUUCAACAAAUGAGGAAAAUACUAUUGGAAAGAAAUGGGUAUUUUUGGUUGCUGGUUCAGAUGGAUGGAACAAUUACAGACAUCAGUUUUAUGAAAGGAAUCCAACGCCAGGAAAGAUCAUCAACAAGCCCGACGGAGAUAAUGUUUACCAAGGAGUUAAAAUCGACUACAAAGGAAAAGACGUGAAUAAGAAAAAUUUCCUAAAGAUCAUCACCGGUGACAAAGCAGGCAUGCGAUCCAUUGGAACUGGCAGAGUCAUUCAAGGAGGACCACUCGAUAGAAUUUUCAUUAAUUUUGUCGAUCACGGUUCRACUGGAUUAUUAAGUUUUCCACAUGAUUAUUUGUACGCCGAUGAACUGAACAAUGCGUUUAAUAGAAUGCAUGGAAAUAAAACUUAUAAAAAGAUGUUGUUGUAUGUUGAAGCGUGUGAAUCCGGAUCUAUGUUUGAUGAUAUACUCAGUGAAAACACAAACAUUUUUGCAGUAACCGCGGCUGGACCUAGAGAAAGUUCAUACGCUUGCUACUGCAGUCGUUCUGAAACUGGGUAUUACCGUACAUGUCUCGGAGAUCUGUUCAGUGUCAAGUGGAUGGAAGAUCUAGACAUGCAUACGUCCAAACUCUCAGCAAGGAGACGAACCAUUUUCAACGACUUCAGGGUGGUCAGAACAAACGUMUCCAAAAGUAAUGUCAUGAUUUACGGAGAUUUGGAGUUAGGAAGCGAGAAACUAUCUUCGUUUAUCGGUUAUACUGGAAAUGACGAUGUUCAGUCGUCAUAUGUGAAACAGUCAAAUGAAUUCAAUAUUAAAAACACAGUAUCCAGCCGAGAUGUAUACGAGAGUAACAUACAAUAUGGAUUGGCACAAGAUGAGUUGUCGCUUUCGGAAUCGCUCAAGUUGUCAGCGGAGUUACGUCAAAAUAAAGAAAUGAGAUCCGUCAUAGACUCUGUAUUACGGAACAUUUAUUCGGAGGUCGUGAAGGCGAGACCUAACAUCAAGAGUGAAAUCGGUGAAUACCACGAACCCAAAUAUUUAAAACUGAAUUUGGCCAUGUUCCCGUGCUACAGAAGCAUUUUGAAUAAAAUCACUGAGAGCUGCUUUUCUUUGCCACGGAAUCCAUACGUCUUGGACCACUUAACGGUUUUCGCUAACAUGUGUGUCGUCGACAAUCAAAUCAACCAGAUAGUCGACAGUAUUGUCGUUCAAUCAUGUUUGGAUGUACCAAAAAACAUAACAAACGUACAAUAAAAUU